Messenger RNA from Sinocyclocheilus grahami, 1020 nucleotides. RefSeq names its product protein Largen. The transcript has 3 exons. Gene Ontology annotation, biological process: positive regulation of translation; positive regulation of cell size. NCBI's taxonomy places the organism in Eukaryota, Metazoa, Chordata, Actinopteri, Cypriniformes, Cyprinidae. The record is from RefSeq and is a predicted model, not a curated record. Bases 25 to 708 code for a protein of 227 amino acids.
UGGAGGAAACAUGCGAGCAUUGACAUGCGUGACCGUCCUGAGAGGACCCGCCGCACAGCCGUGACCCGGUCCGGUCCGGUUCGGAGGAUGUCCGGGAGAGGAGGCGUCAAUAAAGUUCAGGUCAAGCGACGGAUCAGGUGCAUCGUGGAGGAUCUCGAGAACAUCGUAGGAGACCUGAAGGAUGUGGCGAAGGAACUCAAAGAGGUGGUUGAGGAGAUCGACUGCCUGACGUCUGAUCUCCGUCUGGAGGAGGAUCUGACGGAGAGCUCUAAGAUGGACACGCUCAACAGCAGCUCCAGCAGCACCACCACGGCCUCCAGCGUCAAGAUCUACCCCGAGGAGACGCUCUUCAGACCUCCAGCCGUCCUCACCGUCCUGAAGAGACCCGCUCCGUCCAGAGCCGAGGAGAUCACAGCCAACGGAGCGCCGGGCACAGACUCUCUCUGUCACACCACGAAAAGCCUGUCUGAGAAAGACCACGCGAGCCGCUGUCCUCAGACCUCGAGGGAGCGCGUGCGCUUCAGUGAGAAGGUGCAGUAUCACGGCUACUGCUCGGACUGUGACCCGCGGUACGACAUGAACAGCACGGAUCUGCACUUACUCGCCAAACCCAGCCCCGUCCAUCAGUGCUCCAAUCCAGCGCACGCUUUCCCCUCGCAGAAACCACAGAAGACCAUUUUACGCAAGUCCACCAGCACCACCGUUUGACGCAGACCGAGGCUAAACGAACUUGUAUUUUUGUUUGGAGAGACGCUGUGAGAAAGACAGAAGCGGAGGUGUUGAACGGUCUCUCAACCUCCCAUCAUCUUCACCUCCUCACGCCAGUGCUCGCGGUUCCUGACGGAAAGACCCAGAGAAGCUCGGGAUCCUGAUGGAAAUCACAUCGGUGUUCUUCACAGCGAGCGAGCGUUUGAUAACGUCACCCUUCAAAGAAGAGAGAACCAAAAACUACUGCUAAUCCUCCACAACAGAGUAAUGCAGACCCCGACUCCAUCCAACGCUGCCAGAGAGGCAGACGUU